AAACGUUCUCAUAAAUCGUGUGUGCUGAAAACGGCGGUGGAAAAUGAACUUCAAGAACAAAGAAUCACUGGUAGAAUUUCUGGGCUUUCUAUUUUUUGUUGCACAGUGUCUUUGCAUGGUGGAAAGCGAGAUCCAUUUCUAUGACUUUGUUCUUAGAGAGAAAAACUUCACGAAGAUGUGCAGCACAGAGAGCAUGCUAGUUGCAAAUGGGAGUUUGCCAGGGCCAGUUAUACAGGUGCACAAAGGGGACACUGUGUAUGUCAAUGUUCACAACGAAGGAUAUUAUGGGGUGACAGUUCACUGGCAUGGUGUAAUGCAACCAAGAAAUUCAUGGUCUGAUGGCCCAGAAUACAUUACACAGUGUCCUAUUGAACCAGGAUCAAACUUCACCUAUGAAAUCAUAUUUUCUAAUGAAGAAGGAACUUUAUGGUGGCAUGCUCAUAGUGAUUGGACACGAGCUAGCGUUCACGGUGCCAUUAUUAUCUUGCCUGCUAGUGGAUCUACUUAUCCAUUUCCCAAACCAGAUGAAGAAGAGAUCAUUGUGCUUGGAUCAUUAUACAGUGGAAAUUUAUAUGCCAUUCUAGAUGCAGACAUUCGAACUGGUGAUGACUUGCCACAUUCAAUUGCUUACACCAUAAACGGCGAACCUGGAGAUUUGUGUGAUUGCUCCAAAGAAACAACAUACCGUUGGAUGGUUGAUCAAGGCAAGACUUAUCUUCUUCGUGUAGUCAACGCAGUUGUGGCUGCCGAUAUCUUCUUUGCAAUUUCUCAACACAACCUCACAGUUGUUGGAAUGGAUGGGCAUUAUACCAAACCCAUAAUGACUAGUUACAUCACCAUAAGCCCUGGACAAACAAUGGAUCUCCUACUCACAGCAGACCAAAGUCUUGGCCAAUAUUAUAUGGCUGCUCGACAAUUUUGGAGCCAAAGUAUCAAAGUUUCAGAUUUCAACCAGUUCAACACCACCGCAAUCCUCCAAUAUAGAGGCAACUAUACUAUCCCAUCAUCUCCUUCGUUUCCAAAAACGCUUCCUCUUUACAAGGACGUACAAUCUGCCUCAAAAUUCACAAGCCGUUUGAGAAGCUUAGCAAGCAAGGAGCACCCAAUAAAUGUACCCCUAAAUAUAACUACCAAAAUGUUUAUAACACUUUCCAUGAACGACCUUGAAUGUCGAAACACCACAUGCACAGCGACAGGCGGUGGGAAUAUUUUAGCUGCUGGUGUGAAUAACAUAAGUUGGUCCAACCCUGGCAUUGAUAUAUUGCUUGCUUAUUACAGGAACAUUAGUGGGGUUUACACUACAGAUUUCCCAGACAACCCCCCUUCUUUUUUUAACUUUACAGGUGAAGAUCUUCCAACUGGUAUUGCAGUAACAGAGUUAGGCACCAAGGUGAAGGUAUUGAAUUAUAAUGAAGCAGUUGAGGUAGUUUUUCAAGAUACUAAUUUGGAGGCAGGGGCAGGGAUUCAUCCAAUGCAUUUGCAUGGGUAUAGCUUCUAUGUGGUUGGAAUAGGGCUUGGGAAUUUUGACAAUGAAACUGACCCAAAAGGGUUUAAUUUGGUUGACCCACCCGAAGUGAAUACCUUUCAAGUUCCUAAGAAUGGAUGGCUUGCGCUCAGAUUUAUAGCAAACAAUCCUGGUGUGUGGUUUUGGCACUGUCAUUUGGAUAGACAUAUGACCUGGGGUAUGGCUGGUGUUUUUAUAGUAAAGAAUGGGGACACUGUAGAGACAAGUAUCCGCCGACCUCCUGCUUACUUACCUUCUUGUAGAGUUCCAACAGGGCCUAGGCUCCAAAUGAGCGAUGGGUUUGAUGGAAAAGCAAACGAAUCAAGUUUUAUCUAAUUGCAUUAAUAAAAUUAUGUAAUAAAUUUGAUAAAUGUAGCGUGCAUUUGGAUUGGGCAUUUGUAAAAUAAAUGCUGCGUUUGGGGUUUUGGACCAGCGUGCUAUGCACCCUUCAUAGACCAGCCAGACAAGGAAAAAUGCAGCAAGUGUUAUAAAUAA
This is a messenger RNA of Quercus lobata, 1999 nucleotides long. Its product is annotated as laccase-15-like. NCBI's taxonomy places the organism in Eukaryota, Viridiplantae, Streptophyta, Magnoliopsida, Fagales, Fagaceae. The transcript is spliced from 7 exons. The record is from RefSeq and is a predicted model, not a curated record. Gene Ontology annotation, biological process: lignin catabolic process. Gene Ontology annotation, cellular component: apoplast. Gene Ontology annotation, molecular function: hydroquinone:oxygen oxidoreductase activity; copper ion binding. Bases 44 to 1840 code for a protein of 598 amino acids.